AUGGACCAACGACCGCCAGGAAAUUAUACAUCGAAUCAAAGAAUCGUCGCCCUGGAGGCUGUUACUAACCCUCUCAAGCCGCAAAUAAGCGACAACAGUGAGCAGUCUUUGUCUCAUAACUCCCCGGGAGAGGUGAGUCAAAGAACAGAAAGAACAGAACAGCAACCUUCAAGACACACGGAAGAUGCGCAACAAACAGACGAGAUAAAAUCGCCGGCCGAUAUUCAAAGACCUCGCUCUGCGUUGCACUCCGGUGACUUUAGAGAAGGCAUACCUCACGACGUCUCCCACUCUCCACGGGCUCCAUUUGCUGAACAAAACCCGACCUCCACAUUUCCCCGCCUUGGAACAUCACCAACCACGCCAUGGUUUGCUGCACCAGCCUUUGGGGACCCCAGUCGCGAUUUAAGUACCUUGGGUGACCAUCGCGAGCCACUGGCAAUGCUUGGAAAUCGCGCUAGAGCACCGUCGCUGGGGUCAUUUUCGUCAAGCUAUGUUUUGAAAGCGCCAACGAGCCCUCUUGUACAUCAGGCCAACAACACCGACCUGGACUUUUCGCCACGGGUAUCACCGGUGGAAUCAACACCCUUCGAGAGGGCUAGUCGCCGCCGAACCUUACCACCGGAAACCUUUCGACAGCUCCAAGGAUCUCCUCCACCUACUGAGUUCGUCAACAUGCACAGUCCCUGCCCAUCUCGCCAACCAGAUGGGUUUUAUAAUUUCCCUUGCUCGCCUCGCCGGUCUUUGACUUCAUCAUACAGUCUUCAACUUGCCUCUACCGUAAAUACUACUCCUGCAUACCGGGCAAGAAGACCUUCCCUCGUCUCCGACAUCUCUCCAAAACCCCAUGCCCCAAUGGUUGGCUCCUACGAAGAAUCCAUUUUGCGCGGGCGAAUGUCGAUGAACCCCUCCAAACCGCUAGACUUUACCGCUCAGAUCGGUGUCCUCGGCAAAGGAAAAUGCAAAGGGCAUCUCAAAUGUCCUCCCCAUGUGACGGUACCAUUUCCGGCCUUCUUUUAUAGUUAUCCGACAUCGGGGAAUGGUCGCUCUAUUUCAGAUGACAGCCCAAGUCCCUAUGUCGGCCACAUCGAUCUUGAAAACUCACUGUCCAAAGAUGAUGUAAGUGCGACUCGACGUCGUCGGCGACACGUCAGUCCAUCCAAAUCCCGCGAAGGAAAUAUCCCAGAGGAGCCGAACCCCACUCGAAUUCCCAGUGCAGAGACCCAGCGUCGUCGGGAAAAGAAGAGCCGCAGAGCGGAAUCUCCUAAAAGCCCCCCAGGCGGGUGCUAUCGAAUCCCUCAGCAAGGUCAACUGCAGAUUAUAAUCAAAAACCCACACAAGACUGCUGUCAAGCUCUUCCUUGUACCAUACGAUCUGGAUGACAUGGAACCCGGAACCAAAACAUUCAUUCGGCAGCGCAGCUAUUCCGCAGGACCGGUCCUCGAUAUGCCGCUGAGUGCCCGAAAGAACUAUGGGACGGAUCGACCUGAGGCGGCUUUAAACAGCACUGAAGAUCCUCAGGAUAAACCAACCUUGCGAUAUCUAAUCCAUCUCAACAUAUGCUGUCCAGCACGAGGUCGCUUCUACCUUCACUCGAGUAUUCGCGUGGUGUUUGCAAACCGAGUGCCGGACGGCAAAGAGAAGCUACGUAACGAGAUCCAACUACCAGAACCUCGGUACAGUCCGUACAAGCCAUGCCGGGAUCCUACUAUUUCGACUUCUGCUGGAGCCCGGCUAGCGAUUGACAAAGCUUCACGGAGACGGAGCAUUGGACAAGACACGAUUCCACUCCUGCGACCAGACGCUACCUCCCCCAGCGAUUUUUCGCCACAUUGGAGCCCGGGGCAGCCCUUAGACAUGCUAUCUCCACCCGAUCCUGCCCAGUUUGAUCCGGGUGUUUACAAUAAGCUAAACAAACACGACUUUGGAUAUGGAAGGUAUCCUUACCCAUCCGGCCCGAGCACAUCCGAGAACGGCGAAAGUCUGCUCGCCAAGAGACUCCGUGCCUUAGAUGUACAACGCAGAGAGAAGUUUGACAAUAGUUGA
Penicillium cosmopolitanum is the source of this 2046-nucleotide messenger RNA. RefSeq lists its product as uncharacterized. Lineage: Eukaryota; Fungi; Ascomycota; Eurotiomycetes; Eurotiales; Aspergillaceae. The record is from RefSeq and is a predicted model, not a curated record. The transcript has 2 exons. Bases 1 to 2046 code for a protein of 681 amino acids.